Molecule: messenger RNA, 2039 nt
Organism: Sardina pilchardus (European sardine)
Lineage: Eukaryota; Metazoa; Chordata; Actinopteri; Clupeiformes; Clupeidae
Gene: desma
Product: desmin a
Exons: 10
Coding region: 42-1532 (496 amino acids)
Biological process (GO): skeletal muscle organ development; intermediate filament organization
Cellular component (GO): Z disc; cell-cell junction; cytoplasm
Molecular function (GO): structural constituent of cytoskeleton
Source: RefSeq, a predicted model, not a curated record
ACCAGUUUCCGAUCCCCACAGACAGACCACCAGCAGCAGCCAUGAGCAAGAGCUACACCUCCUCCGCCUCCGCCCAGAGCGCCUCCUCCUACCGCAGGACCUUCGGUUCCGGUUUCGGUUCCGGCAUGGGUUCCGGCAUGGGUUCCUCCAUGUUCUCCUCCGGCGGCGCCUCCGGGCGCGGUUCCUCCAUGUCCUCCCGGGUCUACGAGGUGAGCCGCAGCUCCACCAUGGCGCCCAUGUACUCCGGCCGCUCGUCCAUGGCGUCCUCCGGCUACGGCGGCGGCGCCAUGCGCUCGUACGUGGGCGGCGGCGAGAAGCUGGACUUCAACCUGGCCGACGCCAUGAACAAGGACUUCCUGGACACGCGCACCAACGAGAAGGCCGAGCUGCAGCACCUGAACGACCGCUUCGUCAACUACAUCGAGAAGGUGCGCUUCCUGGAGACGCAGAACCAGACGCUGAUGGUGGAGAUCGAGAAGCUGCGCGGCCGCGAGCCCACGCGCAUCGCCGAGAUGUACGAGGAGGAGAUGCGCGAGCUGCGCCGCCAGGUGGACGCCCUGACCAAUCAGAGGGCCCGCGUGGAGGUGGAGAGGGACAACAUGGCCGACGACCUGCAGAAGCUCAAACUCAGACUCCAGGAGGAGAUUCACCAGAAGGAGGAAGCUGAGAAUAACCUCUCUGCCUUCAGAGCUGAUGUGGACGCCGCCACCCUGUCCAGGCUGGACCUGGAGAGACGCAUCGAGGGACUCCAGGAGGAGAUCGCCUUCCUGAAGAAGAUCCACGAGGAGGAGAUCCGUGAGCUGCAGUCCCAGAUGCAGGAGACAUCAGUGCAGGUGCAGAUGGACAUGUCCAAACCCGACCUGACCGCCGCCCUCCGAGACAUCCGCGCCCAGUACGAGGCCAUCGCCGCCAACAACAUCUCCGAGGCCGAGGAAUGGUACAAGUCCAAGGUGACUGACCUGAACCAGGCCGUGAGCAAGAACAACGACGCUCUGAGAACAGCCAAGCAGGAGUCCAUGGAGUACCGCCACCAGAUCCAGUCCUACACCUGCGAAAUCGACUCUCUCAAGGGAACCAAUGAGUCUCUGAUGAGGCAGAUGCGUGACAUGGAGGAGCGCAUGGGCCGCGAGUCCUCAGGCUACCAGGACACCAUCUCCCGCCUGGAGGGCGACAUCGCCAAGAUGAAGGACGACAUGGCCCGCCACCUGCGCGAGUACCAGGACCUGCUCAACAUCAAGAUGGCCCUGGACGUGGAGAUCGCCACCUACAGGAAGCUCCUGGAAGGAGAGGAGAGCAGGAUCACUCUUCCAGCACAGUCAUUCGCCGCUAUGGGCUUCAGAGAGACCAGCCCGGAGCAGCUGCAGCAGUCGAAGCAGCAUGGCCGCUCGUCUGAGGUCCACUCCAAGAAGACCGUUCUGAUCAAGACCAUCGAGACACGCGACGGCGAGAUCAGAACCUCUAGGGAGGGUGUGAGCGUGAACGCAGAGUGUGUCGUGAGUGAGUCCACACAGCACCAACAGGAUGUGAUGUAAGAGGCAGCGCGAGGACUCUUCACGUUAAUUAAAGCCGCCAGAACAAACCCAAUGAGAUAAUGGACCGUUCCAUUGACACAGAGAGGCCUUCAGUUUUAUUGAACGUAAAAAAAAGGAGAACUAUUGUUUUUUUUUGUAAAGCACACAUGCUCUCUGAUAGGCUUGACCACCCCCUCUCCCUCCACCGCUUUUCAAAACACACACGAGUGAAACGGAGAGAGUGAGCGAGCGAGCGUGAAAGUGAAGAAAAGAUGGACUGAUGAAUGAGAAGAAAGGCAAAAACCUGUGCAUGCAUCACUGGAGGGAAACAGUUGAAUGUGAGGUGUUCAAUCUCCAAGGUGUUUUAGUGUGUGUGUGGAUGUGUGUGUGUGUGUGUGUGUGUGUGUGUGUGGUCACUUGAGAUGGGGGAGAAUCCAGGGGAGACAUUGGGUCAAGGUCUGUCUGAAUGUGUAGCACUUUCUGUCACGAUAACUUAACAGAAUAAAUCUUUCAGUGUUCAUCACCGAA